CUCUACCUGAAGAUACUGGGAUUAAAUAUAUCCAGCAAAACCCAGAGUAUGUGGACAAAAGGCUGAUUUUGAAGGAGAAUCUCUUCAAGUAGUAAGAUUCUUCAUUAAAGAAAAAGAAAUUGAAUAAUUGAAAUUAUACCAGUAUUCUCAGAUUCUUAUGCACUCCAGCACCCCUAUAAGUUCUCUGUUCUCCUUCACCAGCCCAGCUGUAAAGAGGCUAUUGGGCUGGAAGCAAGGAGAUGAAGAGGAAAAAUGGGCAGAAAAAGCUGUUGACUCCUUGGUAAAGAAGCUGAAGAAAAAAAAAGGUGCCAUGGAGGAACUGGAGAGGGCCCUUAGCUGUCCUGGGCAGCCCAGUAAGUGUGUGACAAUCCCACGCUCUUUGGAUGGAAGGCUGCAAGUAUCUCAUCGCAAAGGUUUGCCGCAUGUCAUUUAUUGUAGAGUGUGGCGCUGGCCUGAUCUACAGUCUCAUCAUGAGUUAAAACCUCUGGAAUGCUGUGAAUUCCCAUUUGGCUCAAAGCAGAAAGAAGUCUGCAUUAAUCCUUACCAUUAUCGAAGAGUGGAAACCCCAGUGUUACCUCCAGUAUUGGUUCCAAGACAUAGUGAAUUCAACCCACAUCUUAGCCUCCUUGCCAAAUUCCGGAACACAUCUCUUCACAGUGAACCACUGAUGCCUCACAAUGCAACUUACCCUGAUUCUUUCCAGCAGCCUCCCUGCACCCCUUUCCCAGCAUCCCCCAAUAUGUACUCUCAGUCACCAAGCAGUAUGAGCUACCCAGACUCCCCAGGAAAUUCUUCUGCACCGGGAAGUCCUUAUGAGCUCACAGCUGAUACACCUCCUCCACCUUAUAAUGGCAGAGAAAUAUCACGAAGCCACAAUGGAUGUCCUGUACAUGCAGUUAUAGAGAGUCCAUUAGUGCUGUCACUGCCCAAUGGAGACUUCCGCCCUGUUUGCUAUGAGGAACCACAGCACUGGUGUUCAGUUGCAUACUAUGAACUUAAUAACAGAGUUGGAGAGACUUUUCAGGCCUCUUCUCGAAGUAUACUAAUAGAUGGCUUUACAGAUCCUUCAAACAAUAAGAACAGAUUCUGCCUUGGAUUGCUAUCUAACGUUAACAGGAACUCUACUAUAGAAAAUACCAGAAGGCACAUAGGAAAAGGUGUUCAUCUGUAUUAUGUUGGAGGAGAGGUAUAUGCAGAAUGUGUGAGCGACAGCAGCAUUUUUGUACAGAGCCGCAACUGUAACUAUCAGCAUGGUUUCCACCCAGCCACUGUCUGCAAAAUUCCCAGCGGAUGCAGCUUGAAGAUUUUCAACAACCAACUCUUCGCUCAGUUGCUUGCCCAGUCAGUUAACCAUGGCUUCGAGGUGGUAUAUGAGCUAACCAAGAUGUGCACCAUCCGGAUGAGUUUUGUUAAAGGCUGGGGAGCAGAAUACCAUCGCCAGGAUGUUACAAGUACUCCAUGUUGGAUUGAGAUCCAUCUUCAUGGACCUUUGCAAUGGCUAGAUAAAGUGCUGACACAAAUGGGCUCCCCACAUAAUCCAAUAUCCUCCGUUUCAUAAGAAUCAUCUCCACACACUCUAGGGGACAAAUAUUGCUUCUGGCCUUGGGUUGUAGGAUUCUCCCUUAAAUUUCUGUAUAUAACUGUAAAUAUGAGUGUGUGUGUGUGUGUGUGUGUAUGUAUAUAUAUAUAUAUAUAAACACUAUUACUGUUUUUCAUUCUGUAUUACAUGUUUUAUUAGUUAAUAAGAUUGCAGUAAAAAGUGCAGUACUUUGUCAUUGUAUUCUGUCUACUAAUGAAGCCAUAGAAAUAUGACUAGCUGCCUAUUUUUUCAUAUGGAAUGAGACCAGUAUUGCUUGCACUUUGUAAAAAAAAAAUUAUAUAUCAAAGUUAAAUUCUGAAAAUAAUAAUACUGAUUUAAAAUGCAGCAAAUGGUAGCUCUGUUCAGAGUGGCAGUUUAUUGAUAACAUCAAGCAGGUGCUUCUGGAAACUUAGAAUAUUGUGAUUAUGGUUCUUCAUUUUGUUCCUGACAUGUGGAUUUCAACAUUGUUUGUAAUUACAAAGGUUACAUUUUGUACAACUGAGUAACAAUUAUAAGCCUGCAAAUGCAAUUUUCUCUAAAUACCAUCUCUAUCUUGGUUUGAAAAGAAAGCUGAAACUGAAUGAGACCUCCGGCUCUGUGAUGUAAAAAAAACAUUAUCUAAUUCCAAGAAUUACUAAAAUGUGUUGUUCAGUGAUGAUGAGGCAGGGUGGGAAGAAGCAAUAUAAAGCUGCUAUGGUUAAUAUUUUUUAAUUCUAUUCUUUGUAAUGCCUAGAAUGAUUUCUACCCAGCUAGCAGGGCACUGUAGUCCUUCACACAUGUUACAACUGCAAUGGAAAGGAAGAAGCAUGCAAUAUAUUAACCCCAAGACAUUAAUAAUUGCCUUGAUAGUAAAAAUGGACAGGUGACCAGUGGUAAUUGCAAUUUGCUUAAUACAAAACAUGGUUCUAUCUUCAGAUUCAUAUGUUGCCAGGCUUCACUCACUCAUCAAAUUCAUCAUUUACAGAAUAAAUACAUUUCAGUAAAAAUACUACUUCCUCCCAUGUUUUAAUUAUUGAUAAGCAUAAUAAAUGAGAGCAAUUGUUAUCAACAAUGAACCUAAGUGGAAGGUAUUUAAUAUAUUGUUAAUAUGUGCUAGCUUUUCCUUCAGUUUAUAUAUUACUUAUUUGAUCAGUUAGUUUGUACAUAAUAUUGAAUGAUUUAAAAAUACACUGGAGUAGCCCAAAAGUAUUAGUCACUGCAAAAGGGAUCAAGUUUAACAACAAAACUGAAAAUGCAUUUGCCAGAAGAGAAAAUCAUCUGAUAGCACUUAAGUACUUAAGCCUAAGCACAACAUCUUUUUUCAAUUUUGCUAAUCAGAAUAUUAGUUUGGUUAAGUUUCUUUCCCUUGAAUGUACUAUUACCAAGUUAAUUUUAAAAAAAUAUUCUUGUUUUGGGGUACCCCCUGUCCAAAUUCAAUCCUUUGGCAGAUUGUUAACAUAGAAGCAAGUGAUUUAUGGGGGGAAAUAGGUUCAUGGUAUCAGAUUGUACAAUCCAAACACCUUAAACAAUAAGAGUGGGAUUUAGGUUUCCUGUAUGUAUGGAUUUCUGCAAGAUUAGGGUUAGGUCUUUUGAAGAAUUAAAGGUUUGACAGGAGAUAAGUUUUAGAAAAUUGAUACUCUAGUUACAUUACUAUCAGAAAUUUUAUUAUUCAAUUGCAUUGUUAAAAUACAUUAAAUAUAAUUGUAUCAAAGGAAUAGCUUCAUAGCACUGCCAAAGAGGGAUCCUAUAUUAACCUGAUAGGUAAAUAUAAUUUGUGAUAUCUGAACUAUAAUCAGUUUUAUUCAAAAUAUGAAAUCUUUCUUUCUGCUUACAGAUAAAUACAGAUUUAGGUGCAGCUGGAAGAAAAACCUAAAUUAAGACAAAUUAAUAAAAUUUAAAAGUAAAUUUUAAGCCCUAAUAGAAUCAUGACAAGCUUUUUGAAUUUGAAUUUUUGAAUUUCAUUCUUAAAUUUUACAGUGUAUCUAAACAAUAUAUACACAAUCGAUAUUACAUUAAAAAAGGGAUAACUGAUUUAGAAAAAAAGGGGAAAUAUAUUUGUCAUAAGCUGCCUUUGCAUGACAUACUGAACCACAAACUAGCCAGUCAUAUUUAGCCUAGUGAAUAAUGCAAACCUAGCCCACUUGUCCAAUUUAGUUUAAUAAAUUAUGUAAAUAUAAGAAAUUUGGUUGGGUAAACUAUGGGUAACUUUACCUCAGUGUUUUGUGUGAACACAGUCAUAAAGUAAUCUGUGAGUAAUAUAUGUUAAGAUAUGCAUUCGUAGUAGUUCCUUUAUACACUUGUGAACAACACAUUUAUAAACCUAUCAAACAGUGGUGUUUCAAAUAAAAAUCUCAGUGACAUCUAAUGCAGUGUGAUAUUUUCAACUAAUGUGGGAAGAUGUAAUUUAAAUCCUUAUUAAUAUAUGAUUAUUAUUCCUAUAAGCCGGCUUUGUUUUUCUGGAGUGGUAAAAAAAGGACUAAUAAAACAGGAAAAAAAGUAUCAGAAUACAGUCUAUGUAAAAAAACUGUCCUGGGAAUUUGUAAACCCAGAGCAAUCUCAGCCAUGAAACAUGGGUAAAUGCAACACAUACUGUACAUAAAAAUAUUGACUGCUAAAUUGUACUUGGAAAAAUAAUCAUAAGAUUACUUCUUUCAGAAUUCAGCUAAGACUGCCUGCAUAAAAAUGAUUUUUCUGUGUCCAAAUGUUUUUGUACAAUUAAAAUUGGUAAACUUAAAGCUUUAAAUGUGUUCAUAAAUAUGCCAUGCUUUGAAAUAAUCUUCUGGAAAAUUUAAGUCAUUUGGCAGAAAAACCAUUUAUCAGCAACUAAGUUUAGGAGAAAAACAUUUCUUAAAAACUGUUAUAUGUGUUGAGAACGCAUUCACAACCUUCUGAGGAACAAUCUGGAAGUAGUGAAAAGCUGUAUGAUAUUCAAGGCUGCUUCAUAGAUAACCAAAUGGCCUGUUAUUUAUUACAUGCAGGCCAACUAUUAUUAAGAAAUCUAUAGGGAAAACAAUUGACACCAGUUUUUAUUGAUUAAAAAUUGAACCUUAUUAAUGAUCCAGAGGCUUCUUUAUAAACUGUUUAUUCUCAGGCUUAUUAGCUGCUGAUGAAGGAAGUAAACCUAUUAUUAAUGAAUGAUCCAGAUGGUGAUAUCAAAGAAUCUCUCAACAUGAGGGAACUAUUUGGUGCAUUGUGUAUGGGAAAACAAUCCAAUAUUACAGUUAAAAGAAAUUGAAUCUUAUAAAAAGUUAGUUAUAAAUAAGGUAGUUGAUGCUGCGAUAUAGUACAGGAGCAAUACUGUUAAAGAUUGAGAUUGUACUAGUUUUAUUUAAAACCAGAUGAAUAGAU
Messenger RNA from Notechis scutatus (mainland tiger snake), 4906 nucleotides. It is a transcript of the gene SMAD9, whose product is annotated as SMAD family member 9. Lineage: Eukaryota; Metazoa; Chordata; Lepidosauria; Squamata; Elapidae. Gene Ontology annotation, biological process: transforming growth factor beta receptor signaling pathway; regulation of transcription by RNA polymerase II; SMAD protein signal transduction. The record is from RefSeq and is a predicted model, not a curated record. Gene Ontology annotation, molecular function: DNA-binding transcription factor activity, RNA polymerase II-specific; RNA polymerase II cis-regulatory region sequence-specific DNA binding; I-SMAD binding. Gene Ontology annotation, cellular component: heteromeric SMAD protein complex.